AUGCCGCGCUCUUUGGACUUCAAUUUCUCCGAAACGCACGGGUUAUGCGGGACUUGGGCUAGUGACUACGCCGCAUUGCACAGCCGAAUACGCGCACGCGCCUUAAAAGCGUACCUGACACAGCAACACGCGGAGAAAUCAAGGGGGAACGAAGAGGUAGAGUCUUUUGGGACACCUCUUUUGAAGCCGUAUGGGAUAGAGCAGAAGCCUGCUGAGCUGAUGACGGAUGGACAGCUGGAUCCGCCUGUUCGCUUUCUCACAUUCGAGUGGUUGGACGGCUGUGGCGGCUUCGCGGACGUUCUCGCGGGGCUGGUAACCGCAUUAGUCGUGGCUAUACUCGACAAUCGCGCGCUUAUAGUCCGAAACCACUGCCUUCCCAAAGCUUUCGAACCCAGCAUGAUCAACUGGGAGCCCGACCCGUUCGUGCCGUUGGAACCUGCGCGGAACCUCACGUUGGUGGACUAUGGCUGGGGAAGGAUGAUCCCCGAGCGCGCGCGCGACGGGGAGGUGGUGCUGGUGUGGCUGCGGGAUAAGUUCGUGCGGAUCGAGCCGUUUUUUAAGGAGCUGGAAGGCGCGGUGAACGUUCGCAUGACGAGCAACCGCGGCGUGCUGACGUGGCUGCAGACGAGGGCGAAAGGGGAGUGGGCGGAGAGGUUUAAGGCGAUGGGUAUGCGGCUGCCAUACGCGCUCGGAUGCUCGCUGCGGUUCCUCAUGCGUCCCAAGCCAGAGGUGCAAGCGCUGUUCCACAGCAUAGAGCGGCGCCUGCGGAGGAGGUCGUGGGCAGGGAAGGCAGGCGCGGGGAGGCCGCGGGUGGCAACAGUGGGGAUCCACAUCCGCGUGCGCGACCGGGUGGUGUGGGCGGGCGACAGGGGGGCGCCCAAGGAGCUCAGUGCGAAGCAGGUGGACGUGCUCAUUGCUGGCGCCCGGAAGUGGAUUCUGUGCGCGAAGCGUGUGGAAUCGUACUGGUUCCCGUCGUCCGUUGCGGUGCGAUGGAUGCUCAUCACCAACUCAGCGCAGCUCAAGGCCGCUCUCAAAUCUAGAUUUCCCUACAAG
Molecule: messenger RNA, 1053 nt
Organism: Closterium sp. Naga37s-1
Lineage: Eukaryota; Viridiplantae; Streptophyta; Zygnematophyceae; Desmidiales; Closteriaceae
Source: the annotation of a GenBank genome assembly